GGCGUGUAGAUCUGCGUCCGCGGGCAUGUAGUGAGUGUUUGCCGGUAAGACUGUAGCUGUGGGACAAGCCGCUCCGCCGCCAGUACCACCUGAAACGCUGCGAGGGAGAGGCUGUUGCGCCCCAGCUCAAGAUGCAGAGGUGCACUAGUUUCCUGUUUCUGUCUUUAAUCCUUUGUGCCACCCUGUCAGAAACAUUUGGACUGGUUUUCUCAGCAAAAGAAAAAAGGGGCUGGACUUUGAAUAGUGCUGGUUACCUACUUGGUCCACAUGCAGUAGAUAAUCACAGAUCUUUUAACGACAAACAUGGUUUCACUGGUAAGCGUGAAAUACAGCCUGAUGAGGAUAUUAAAGCAGGGGAUCUUGGAAGACCACUGGCUGAUGAAAACAUUGUGCGCACAGUAAUUGAAUUUUUGACUUACUUGCGUCUUAAAGAGGUGGGAGCACUUGACAAACUACCUUCACCAGAGGAAAGAAACCGGUCUUGAAGAAGCAUGCAUUUUUAUUUUAUUGUAGUGUAGAUUUAGAUUGAAUUCUAAACAAAAGAUCCAAAUGAGCUGAAGAUGAGAAGUAUUGCUUGCAUUAAUCUGAUAAAUGGUAACCAGCAUUCUGCCCCCUGUUGGGAUUUUAUUUGUUUGGAAUUUUUUUGUUUACUUUUUCUUAUUUUUUUCUCUCCUGUGAUGUUAGAGUGUAAAAUUUUGCCUUGGU
Molecule: messenger RNA, 705 nt
Organism: Grus americana (Whooping crane)
Lineage: Eukaryota; Metazoa; Chordata; Aves; Gruiformes; Gruidae
Gene: GAL
Product: galanin and GMAP prepropeptide
Exons: 6
Coding region: 132-485 (117 amino acids)
Cellular component (GO): extracellular region
Molecular function (GO): hormone activity
Source: RefSeq, a predicted model, not a curated record